Messenger RNA from Arctia plantaginis, 1353 nucleotides. NCBI's taxonomy places the organism in Eukaryota, Metazoa, Arthropoda, Insecta, Lepidoptera, Erebidae. The record is from the annotation of a GenBank genome assembly.
AUGCGAGAAAUAGUGCAUUUGCAGGCGGGACAGUGCGGCAACCAAAUAGGUUCUAAGUUUUGGGAGAUUAUAUCGGAUGAGCAUGGCAUCGAUCAGACGGGGUACUACCGUGGAGACAGCGACCUUCAACUUGACAGAAUCCAGGUUUACUACAAUGAAGCUGCCGAUGGCAAACGCUUCGUGCCCCGAGCGGUACUUGUUGACCUGGAACCAGGCACUAUGGACGCUAUCAGGUCAUCCACGUAUGGACAACUAUUUCGGCCUGACAAUUACGUCUUCGGGCAGAGUGGUGCAGGCAAUAACUGGGCAAAGGGCCACUACACCGAAGGCGCCGAACUGGUGGAGUCAGUCAUGGACGUUGUGAGGAAAGAGGCGGAACCGUGCGACUGCUUACAAGGGUUCCAGUUGACGCACUCGUUAGGAGGUGGCACAGGCUCUGGACUUGGAACACUGCUGCUGAGCAAGCUCCGUGAGGAAUACCCUGAUAGGAUCGUCAACACCUUCAGCGUUAUGCCGUCACCCAAGGUGUCAGACACGGUCGUUGAGCCUUACAAUGCCACACUGUCAGUACACCAGCUGGUUGAGAACACAGACGAGACUUUCUGCAUCGACAACGAGGCCUUAUAUGACAUCUGCUUCAGAACUCUUCGGCUGUCUUCACCUACUUAUGGCGACCUGAACCAUCUUGUCUCGUUGACAAUGUCGGGAGUGACUACUUGCCUCCGAUUCCCUGGUCAGCUGAACGCAGACCUGAGGAAAUUGGCCGUCAACAUGGUACCGUUCCCGAGACUGCAUUUCUUUAUGCCUGGCUUUGCUCCGCUGACCGCUCGGAACAGCCAGGUGUACCGAGCAUUGACUGUACCCGAGCUAACACAACAGAUGUUUAGUCCUAUAAACAUGAUGGCGGCUUGCGACCCUCGCCAUGGAAGGUAUUUGACAGUAGCAGCCAUAUUCCGAGGAAGAAUGUCCAUGAAAGAAGUGGACGAGCAGAUGUUGACGGUGCAAGACAAGAACUCAAGUUACUUCGUUGAGUGGAUCCCGAACAACGUAAAAGUAGCAGUGUGUGAUGUACCACCGCGGGGUUUAAAAAUGGCGGCCACUUUCGUGGGCAACUCUACCGCCAUACAAGAGAUAUUUAAAAGAAUUUCUGAACAAUUCACUGUCAUGUUCCGGAGAAAGGCCUUCCUCCACUGGUACACAGGUGAAGGCAUGGAUGAACUGGAGUUCACGGAAGCGGAGAGCAACAUGAACGAUCUGGUCUCCGAAUACCAACAAUACGAGGAGGUAGGAGUGGACGAUGGAGAGUUCGAUGAACAAGAAGAAGUGGCAGAAGAAUAUCCCGAGGAGGAGUAG